Molecule: messenger RNA, 2631 nt
Organism: Diaporthe amygdali
Lineage: Eukaryota; Fungi; Ascomycota; Sordariomycetes; Diaporthales; Diaporthaceae
Exons: 2
Coding region: 1-2631 (876 amino acids)
Biological process (GO): retrograde transport, endosome to Golgi
Cellular component (GO): Golgi membrane; Ric1-Rgp1 guanyl-nucleotide exchange factor complex
Source: RefSeq, a predicted model, not a curated record
AUGUCGCCGGACUCGGGCAACAUUCGAGUGUUCGUUCGCUUCGACGAUGACGGGACCAACCUCUUCUCCGGCGAGGAAUUGAAGUGCACCGUCGUCUUCAAGAACGUAGCCCAAGCCGCGCCCACCAGCGCCGGCUCCGCCAGUUCGAACCAUCAUCAAUUGAGGCCUCCUCCCUCCCAGUCUCGAGCCGCCAUCCACCAUGCAUCCAGCCGCCUGGCCCCGCCCCCGUCCACGUCCACUUCCGGGCCCCGUCGAGGGCAUCGCCCCAGCUCCUCCAUGAGCGCCCCCGUCACAAAGUCCUCGCGCAGCCGUGCAGGCUCCAUCCAAUGGCCGCCUCCAUCCCAGUCUCCAGAAACACAAUCGAGUAACGGCCAUGGCCAUGGCCAGGGUCAUAGUCAUAGGCGAUCUGUGUCAAUCGUUUCCAUCGGGUCCGUCAACUCAGUCGACAGUCAUGCGACGAGCAACGCCGGCUCAACUUCCUCCCGGCCAAGCCGUGGCCAUGGCCGGUCCGCGAGUCUCCAAAUAGUUUCUCGCGGCUCGGUCAUGUCCGGCCCAAGAUCUGCUUCACACCCCCAGCGACCUUUCAAUACCCCGACCUCACCUCUGUACAAUGCGUCAUAUCCACCGGAUCGAGGCUCUCCCUUCCAUCGGCCCUCAGGGGCAUCCACCGUACCAAACACUCCUGGCAUCGGUUCCCUGAGUUCUCCAAAAACGCCUUCAGCCGCCUUGUCAGAGUUCAGAUUCCCGAUGGGCCCCUCGCCCCUGGCGGAUCUGCCCGUUGGUCCUAUCAAGACUGCACCUGAGACUAGUUCGAAGGCCUCUGCCACGCCUCUUGGCGAGCCCGCGAAUAUACCGAUGCGCCCGAAAGACCCAAUACCGAUAAUCAAUGAGCAAAUCACCACCCCUGCUGCUAGAGUCUUGUCAACGAGCAGUAUAACUGGCACGCCAAGGAGCAGUGGAGAGUUCUAUUCCAUGAGCAACAACUCUACAGAGACUCUGGCCUCCGAAUAUGUAUUACACCAGCCCUUGAGAACCCAUGGGCGGCCACCGCACCUGCGUCAAAAGUCGACUUUCUCCCCUCAGAAGGCCAAACGACCCGAAGCUCUAAUGAUGGGAUAUGCUCAGAUUCAGGGUUCUUUUACACUAGAUGGCUCCUUGGUCAGUCUCGCGCCAUUCGAGCAGGUCAAGCGGAAGGCAGUGGUAGGAGGGCAGGGAGGUGGUGUUGUUGGCAUAGAAACCUCCAAAAGGGAGAACGGAUUCAUGCGUAGCUUUGGCUGGGGCAGCUUUACCAACUCGUUGGGAGAGCUAUUGGGCGCCGGCGAGCUGAGCAGCAUCAAGGAGAUGCGCGGGAUUGCCAGCUCCAAAUCUGUGCCUUUACUAUCUACGCCGCAGUCCAUAUUGUUUGUGGAUUUACAAUUGGCUCCUGGGGAAAGCAAGGCUUUCGAAUAUUCCUUUCGAUUGCCUAAGGGCCUACCUCCAACACACAAAGGGAAAGCCAUGAAGACAUCAUACAGUCUCGUCAUAGGAACACAACGCCCCGGCGGCACCAAAGAGCAGCAAGUCAAGUCGGUCGAGAUACCCUUCCGUGUGCUGGGAAGUGUCAACAAUCAUGGCGAGAUCCUUGGGCACGACCUCAUGUCUCCAUAUAUCAUGUUGCGAGACCAGGCUCGAAUCCGAACUCUCAAUAUCGGGGACGGCCUAUACAUCGACAGGAGAUCUAGCGUGACAGAGGCGCGGGACAAGACCGGCAAAGAGACAAACCCGGAAUCCACGAUGAACGGAUUCCUAAACUACGUCGACGAGCUAGUGAACAGCUCUCGUCAUGGCUCAGGUGCAGGUUUAUUGUCGCCCACUGCUGUCACGGGGUCCAGACGGCCAUCGCUUCAUGAAGAGGUAAACAGCGCCAAGGACGCCAUUGACCUAGCCAUCAUAAGGAGUAAUCUCACAGCCGAAGGCCAGCAAAGCACCAACCGCUUUGAAAUAGCUCGCAACGGCCGUAAAGUCGGCGUCGUCAUGCUUGCGCGGCCAGCAUACCGCCUGGGCGAAGUGGUGACUAUGGCAGUCGACUUCUCGGGCGCAGAGGUGCCUUGCUACGCAGUCCACGCAGCGCUCGAAACGUCUGAAAGGGUGGACCCUAGUCUGGCCAUGCGCUCUGAGGCAAGCAUCCAUCGCGCCUCAAGAAAGGUACAUGUUUCCACAUCCGAGGCGACGCUUUUCUCCCGGCGGAUGGUGUUUAAUCCCACAAUACCAAUUACCGCGACGCCGGAAUUUGUCACAAGCGGCAUCAGCCUGGAAUGGAAGAUCAGACUGGAGUUCGUUGUACCGUCUCAGGAUGUGGAACCGCAACCGGUAGAGGAUCAAACUCAGGAAGACUCCGACCAGGAAGGUGAAGAAGGGCAGGAAAGACGGCUCAUGCCUGCGGAGAAGUCCAAACCACACCAGCAAGGGCCUCACCCGCUCUUGGAGGAGAUAUCUCGCGAUGACCGCGGCGGCCUCAUCCUAGUAGCGGCGGAGAACCUCGCCUGUGAGAGCUUCGAGGUUGCCGUGCCGCUCAAGGUGUACGGUGCUGUGUGCAAGGGGCUGGAAAGGCUGGAGAGGGAUGAGGCUCUAGAGGAAGGGCUUGUAGUAUAG